UAGUUUCUGCCUUUCCUUCAAGAAAAAAUGUUCAACCUGCAAGACAGAAUUAAGGGUAUUGAUAUGGACCGUGACUACCACGCUACUCGCAUUUCUAUUCGAGAUAAAUUGCUUUCUCAAGAAAUCAAACAACUCGAGCAAAAUCUUCGAGAUCUUCCAACCUGCAAAUUAACUUUUCCAUCAACUUCAAAAAAUGGGGAAGUUAACCUUCACGAAAUGGACUUGAUUGUUAAACCAAACACUGGGUUGUACAAAGGAGGAGUUUUUAAAUUUAAAAUUACUGUUCCUCCAGAAUACAAUAAUGUGCCGCCAUUAGUCAAAUGCUUGACUAGAGUCUGGCAUCCUAAUAUCAACGAAGAUGGAAGUAUUUGUUUAAGUUUGUUGCGUCAAAACUCUCUGGAUGGAUUUGGUUGGAUGCCUACUCGCCGUAUUCACGACGUUAUUCUUGGCCUUGACCAGCUCUUUACCGACCUGAUAGACUUUGACGAUCCUCUCAAUGCUCAAGCUUCUCAACAAUGGCAAAGCAACAAGGAGACGUUCGCUGCUAAAGUCAAGGAGUACAUAAACAAGUAUUGCUCAAAACAUUGA
This is a messenger RNA of Meloidogyne enterolobii, 588 nucleotides long. The record is from the annotation of a GenBank genome assembly. Lineage: Eukaryota; Metazoa; Nematoda; Chromadorea; Rhabditida; Meloidogynidae.